This is a messenger RNA of Gallus gallus (chicken), 7873 nucleotides long. RefSeq names its product solute carrier family 7 member 7 (gene SLC7A7). Lineage: Eukaryota; Metazoa; Chordata; Aves; Galliformes; Phasianidae. Gene Ontology annotation, molecular function: L-amino acid transmembrane transporter activity. The record is from RefSeq and is a predicted model, not a curated record. The transcript is spliced from 11 exons. Bases 4080 to 5597 code for a protein of 505 amino acids. Gene Ontology annotation, cellular component: membrane. Gene Ontology annotation, biological process: amino acid transmembrane transport.
GGGGUGGGGUCAGAGUACAGGGGAUGGAGCAGAUCCCUUGUCCAAGAAAACCAGUCUCUGACCAUAGGACUGCGAAUGGAGCAUAUUAAGUAUUAAUUCAUCAAAACAUUUUUAUAAGCAUAAAAUUUAAAAACCAAAAGGACAGCUGAUGUUUCCUAUUGAGUGGGAUGUUUUCCUUAGAGGUGAUCAAAUUAAUUUUUUUUUUCAAAUUUUCAUUUUAUGCUGUACCUUCCUAAAAGCAUAAUCCUGUUUUGUUUGCUUGACUUCCUCUCACAGUGGAAAUGUUUAACAGUAUUAUUUGCCAUGAAUGCUCCCUUUAAGGUCUCUUGAAGCCUGUGCUCAGCAACAGUAUUUUGUUUGAUUUACACGUUCUAGCAUUGUUGAAAACUGUUGUCAUCUGAUUUCAUUGUCCAGCAAGUAUUAAUAUAAAGAGAUAUCAUUGUUGGUUACUGCUUUUAUUUUAUGUUAUUUUUUCUAUGUACUACACACAGGAAAAAAAUAUAGCCAAAGUGUUCUUGAAGAAGAUACUGAGAUUUCUCACAAUUUUUUAAAUGACUUUAUACACAUAUAUUGGCUUCUAAUGCAAAUAGUAUAUCCUAGACUCUGUUUUAAAAUGUCAUAAGUGGCAUCUUUAACAUCAUUUUCUAACUGCAAUAGGAAAACCUUUUUAAAAUUGUCUAGUUUGAAUUUGCUGUGUUGAUGUCAUAGCUGAAUUCUGUUGUUAAGAAAUUACUUGGCAGUAGACAACAAUCAACAUAAUUAAAAAACUAUUGAACAGUUUGAAAUAACAUUAAGGAUGUGACAUUCUAAAUGUUCUCAGUUUACAAGGGAAUCUGUUGGAGGGACCUACGUUUAGUAUCAGAGAGAUCCUCUGAGUUACUAACUAGUUAUUUACUAUUUCUUGAACUAAAAGCUUGGAAUUUCAAAACAGCCUAAUGGAUAGAUGCAGUUUAUUCCCCUGGGAAGUCUCUGUGAGCAGUUUUUAAGAUGUCACGUUUCUAUAACCCCGGACCAAGCAUUGCUUAAUCAUUUGGCAAAAGUUAAUUACCUCCUGAAAAAGGAAGCAAUCAUUCAUUAGGCUGUAGAUUCCUGAGAGAUGGGAACUGUUUGAGAAAACCCUGCCGUGACUAAUUUGUGGAAGAACUGUCUUUGAUUCAGCUUUGGUUUUCAACUAUUAGCAAGCUGUUCUUAUCACUUUUAUGUAGGACUUCUGGUAAUGGCUUCACAAAAAAAAAAAAAAAAAAAAAAAAAUCCACAACAAUAAUCAUCUUUUGAGACUUACCUGCAUAUGGUGGUGUUUUCCUUCUUUCCUUCUCAGCUGACCAUCUACAAGUCCCUCUCUCUUGCCCGUUAUACAGAGAGGAUUUUAUGCUCACUUUUUUUCAGAGAGGUUGUGGAAUCUCCCCCUUGGAUAUCUUUCCAAAGCCUCUUGGACAUUGUCCUGAGCUACCUGCUCUGAGUGCCCCUACUUGAGCAGAUGGCUUCAGAGGUCUUUGCCAACCUCAGCCAUCCUGGAGUUCUGUGAUUCUGUACAUACAACUGGGAGGUAAAGACAACACUGCAAAUAAUUCAGGGCCAUUUUACCUAUCUAUGUUCUCAAGGCCUUCUGUUUUUUCUCCAGGAGGAAAAGUUUCUUCAAUUUGUUGAGGAAGCCCCUGAGAAAGAAUGGGACCCCUAUGAAAGCAGGGUUCUGGAGUUAUGUAUUGUAGAUAAUUUGCCAACACAAGGCACAGGCAAGUGUUGGCAGCUGUUUCAUUUAGCGUGCUGGCACACCAGCAUGUUGAUACCUGUCUGAAAGCCAUUUGCAGACGGAAGGAGCUUGUUCUACAUGUUACACUCUGUGGGAGCUCAUCAAACCCGGGCUUCCCCUCGUGCCAUGAAGCUUUUAUGUCCUGCUUUUCAAACACAAGAGUAACUGAAAUAUCUGUAUGUAACAUUUUUGAUGCCAUAAAGUUUAUUAUUUCAACAAGGUUAGUCUUUACAUAUUGGAUUUACUCCUUCUAUUCUUAGGAAGCCAUUCUGAAUCCCUGUCUCCUAAAGGAUUUACUGUAAAGUUCUGUUGCCUAUUAUAACAAUUUUCUAACUGAAAUUGGCCACUCAUUGUAAGAAUUCAGCUUGUUAUACCUGUGAUGUUUGUCCCUAGUACGCAAGACCUCACAAAUAUUAACUUGUAGUGGCUUUAUCUUGGAUUAUAUAUACCCUUGAAAUGUGACCUACAGGGAUGUCCAAGUGACAAUGAACCAGUCAUGCUUGACCAGUGAGUCUUCUUAACUUAAGCUUUUCUGUGCACCAGUUCAAAGGCAGAAGCAGUGAUGCUGGUCCCAAGAUGGAGAGCUGGUAGGAUGAACAGAACGUGACACACAAGCAUGAAGUGAUGUGGCAGUAUGAAAGGGCAGAAAAUAAGACUGUGGGUCAGGGUUGGUAGGAAUAAAAUGAUGAGCUAUAAAUAAGGGAAAGUAUUAGACCAUGGCAGUAGACCACUACAUCUCCUCAAAAUGCUUUUGUCCUUGUCUGAAUUUAUAACAGCAGUAAAUUUCUUUAUACCUAUAACAGCAGAUUCCUCUCCUUUUGCCAUUAUACAGGAAGAUGUGACAGAAGAUAGCGUCCUAGUUUUUCCAGUUUUCUUUGGAAGACUUUGAUGAAAACUGAUGAGACCUAAUUAAAACUUUAUUUAAGGAAGACAUAGCCUUGAAUAAAGAAAUAAAUAAUAAAUUCCAUAUUGUGACCACGCUAAAUAAGAGCAGUGCGCUAUCAGAGCUAUCAGGAGUACUGAGACAAAAACUACAAGUUUUUGUCCUCAGGAAGCUACUUUCAUGCAGAAUUUCAGCUAAUAUAAAUUGGGAGUGCAGUAAAUUUACACCUAAUUAAUUAUGGAAAUGGAAUUUCUUAUCCUUUGAUUCUCAAGACUGUACCCAUUUGUGGACAGAAUUCAGUGUCUGGUUAAAAGUUUUGCUGAUGUGGCAUUUCUUAAUGAACAGAAGUUUGAACUGUUUCUUCAUCUAAUGUAUUUUUUUUUCACAGUGUUUUUAUCCACAGUCACUUAUUUAUGAAAUAAAUAUUUCUCUACAGCUUCGGUUACACAUUUUCAGGGAUCUGAAAUAAUCUUUUGCUAACACAAGAGGAAAGAAGAAAAUAUGCAAGACAUUGUUACGAAAAAAAAUGUUUAACUAAACAUAAAAAUAAUAUUAAACUAAACAUCAAAGUUCAGGUUUUAUAUCAUGCACGCAAGUUGCGUGCACUAGUGACCGCCUGUCAAUUGCAUUAUGUGUGCUGCUUUACAGGAAAAUAACUUGAUCUCAUUUGUCAGUGAGAUUUCGUUUCAGGGAAGCAGAUAGCCACUGGUUUGAUCAUCUACUUGCAUAGCUCCAUGCUCGUAUCAUCUAAGGAACAGCUGCAUUUUAAAUUCUUACUCCCUUUGGGCUGUACGAACAUUUGUGCAUUUUGGCUCAGUCUCAGAGCUCUGAAUGAUCCAGGAAAGAAAAAAGGAAAAUAUAAAAAAAAGCCUAGAUCUGGCACGAAAAGUACAAGUUGAUUUAAAACCAAUUCUGCUACCAGAAUAGUUGAUUUUGGGAGUUAAAUGCUGAAAUUCUGUGCACUGCUCUCCCAGUGGGCUAUUCAGGCAUUUGCAGUCACAGGAAGGGGUUUCUGCCAACUUCUCAUGUAGCCAUGGGGAACAGACACACAGCCAGGAGCUUCUGCAGGUAUUAACUUCUUUUUUUUUUUGCCUUGUACAUGAAGGGGAAAUUUUCAUUUCUUUUCCUCUUGCUUUUCACACCAUCAGAAAAUGUGUGUCAGUGGUAAGAAACUGAGAGUGCUUCUUAGGAAUUUUGAGGGAGAUCCUUGACUGAUGGAUUGGAUACUGAAAAUUCCUCCCAUUGACCAAGAUGAUAUUUUUCAUUCUUCAAGGGACAAAGUGAAAAGUAAAAGGAGUCACCCAUGUGUGGAGAGAAGGUCAGCAUAAGUUCCUGCUGUACUUGGAUCUUGCCCUGCAAGUGCUGGUGUUGGACUCCCUUGUAUGAAAAUGUUUUAGGAACAGGGUGUUCAAAACACAAUCCCUAUGCAUGUAAUACUAUUUGAAGAUGACAACGUCCUGGCAAAUAAGCUGCAAGAAAAAAUCCAGAUCUAAGAAUGGAAAUGCUGAAAUGGAUGAUACAGCAGACACAAGCGAAAAACUGCGGAUGAAAAAAGAAAUUACGUUACUAAAUGGAGUUUCUUUAAUUGUAGGAAAUAUGAUUGGCUCUGGGAUCUUUGUAUCUCCCAGAGGUGUUUUAAUGUACAGCGCUUCCUACGGACUCUCUCUCAUCAUCUGGGCUCUUGGUGGAAUGUUUUCACUGUUUGGAGCUUUAUGUUAUGCUGAGUUGGGAGCAUCCAUUGUCAAAUCUGGAGCUAGUUAUGCCUACAUCCUGGAAGCGUUUGGUGCCUUUGUGGCCUUCAUUAGACUGUGGUCUUCUUUGCUAAUUAUUGAACCAACAACUCAGGCAGUGAUAGCAAUCACAUUUGGUAACUAUAUUGUUCAGCCGAUUUUUCCUCAUUGUGAGCCACCAUACGAUGCAGUGAGAUUGAUUGCGGCUGCUUGCAUUUGUUCCUUAACAUUUAUUAAUUGUGUUAAUGUGAAGUGGGGAACUCGUGUACAAGAUAUUUUCACAUAUGCAAAACUUGUGGCCCUUGUCGUGGUGAUAUCUGUUGGCCUUUACAAAAUUGGUAAAGGAGAAACAGAAAACCUCAGAGCUCCCUUUGAGGGCUCAGCAACAGACCCAGGAAUGAUUGCGCUGGCUCUGUACUCAGCCCUCUUCUCCUACGCAGGGUGGGACACCCUGAAUUACGUCACCGAGGAGAUGCAGAACCCCGAGAGGAAUUUACCUCUUUCUAUUGCAAUUUCCAUGCCUAUUGUGACUAUCAUUUACUUGCUGACUAAUAUAGCUUACUACGUAGUGCUGGACAUGUCAACACUCCUCACAAGCGAUGCAGUGGCUGUGGCAUUUGGCAUUGAAACGCUUGGUUAUGCUAAGUGGAUAAUUCCUAUUGCUGUGGCCAUGUCUUGCUAUAGUGGGUUGAACUCAUCAAUAAUUGCAGCAUCUAGGCUUUUCUAUGUUGGAGCCAGAGAAGGACAUCUCCCUGACAGUCUGAGUUUGAUUCAUGUAAAGUGUUUCACACCAGUCCCUGCUCUUCUCUUUAAUGGUUUAAUGACUUUGCUUUAUCUCCUUGUGGAAGAUGUGUUCCUCCUCAUUAACUACUACUGCUUCAACUACUGGCUUUUUGUGGGCUUGUCUAUUGCAGGACUAAUAUAUUUGAGAUAUACUCAGCCACGCAGACCACGGCCUAUUAAACUUAAUCUUUUCAUCCCUAUCAUAUACUGUUUAUGUUCCCUUUUCCUGGUCAUAGUUCCUCUCUACAGUGACACGAUCAAUUCCCUUAUUGGCAUUGGUAUUGCCCUCUCAGGCAUUCCUGCAUAUUAUUUAGGAGUCCAUCUGCCCUUUGAAAAAAGACCUAAAUGGCUACAGUGGCUCUCUGUUACAACAACCAAAUUCGUUCAGCUGCUCUUCUACUGUGCUCUGUCAGAACUGGACAUGGAACCUACAAAAGCUGAAAGCAAGUAGGGUUGCCUUGACAUUGGGAAUUGCACUUGACACAUCCUGUCUGGAACGGUUUUUAUACUGUGAAGUUCUCUCCAUAUCCUCAGAUAUGCUAAAGCAUCAGCCACUGUACUUUGCACCAAUUUGAUGUCUGUUAAAUUCUGCUUGUUUUAUAAACCACUUGCCAGCCUCUGUUUUGCAGGAUUUUUUUCAACCCUUUGUUAGCAGUUAUUGAACAGCACCUUGAAACUAUAAAGCACGGUACAAACAAACACUUAUCAGUAGGUGAUUAUUGGGUUCAUUGUAAAAGCUUAAUAAAAAAAAAUUAAGUUCCAUCAGAAUCCUAAGAAAUAAAUUGAUCAAUGUAACAAAAGUUGGAUCAGAUCUAAAAAUAUUCCUAAAUUCUUAGCCAAAGAAAAAAUGUAUAGUCCGUACUGGAUAGGAUACAGUUGGCAAUUGGUUUUGGUCAGUUUUAUUUUGUGAGAAAUUCAAAAGCAUGGCCCAAUGAAUCAUACUAAUUUUUUUGCACAGUAGAACUUAUUUAAGGAUUUUUUAAGGCAAAAUUAAAAAAUCUUGAUUAAAAAUCCUGUGAGCCACUGCCCAACCCUGCAGGCUGGUCUUUCACAGAAUGGAGACCUUUGGAAGUCACCUUGUCCAAACCCUGCAGGGUCACCUAGAGCAGGUUGCCCAGGACUGGCCUUGCCAGUUCUGCUGGCACAGCAACCUGCAGCCCUGCUCUUCAGCACACAAAAAACCUCCUGCACUGGCUGCCAGGCCUUCACAUCUUGCAGGUGCCCACUGCAACACUGGACAAGUGCACCCACCAGUGAUAAAAUAAGUGGGCAGUGAAGAACAUUACAUUUUCAGUGUGGCACACAGGAAUGCGUAACCAGUCCUAAUUCUUAGCUGCUUCAAGUGGAAAAGACAAUAACUAUCAUAGGAAAGGAAAAAAAAAAUCAAUUUUAACAACUAGACUAUGAAAACAAGGGUUCCAUUUCUAGUCUGCUUCAUAGAUAUGUAGCACUUUUUGUUAUCCUUUGUGUCAAUUCAUACUUCCUUUCUGUAAUUAUAUUUGAAUGUAGCAUUUUUUUUUUAAUUCAAAUUCCACUCAAGUAACCCCAAGUAAGUUAUUUUUUUUAAUCUUAUAUAAGUCCCUGUGGCUUCUACUGUUAUUGUCUUUUAUUUGUGUCUAUCCAGACAAAAAGAAAUGGAAUAGGGAAGAAGGCAACUGUCGCCACUGCAACCUUCCUUCAUUCCCUCCCUACAGUGUAAGGUCAUUUGCGAGAUGGUAACCCCAUGCACCUCUAGCCUAAUGCUUGCUGGUAGUUCUUCUGUGAAGUUUUCUGUUCACAUUCCAGUGCCAUCCAUUGCAGCACUUGUGGGAUUUUCUUUUGAUGUAAAGUGUAAGUGAUAAAAAUGCACUAAACUAAGGUAGAGUACUUAGAUAUUUAGUACUUAAGGUACUAAGAUACUAAAAAUGUAUAUUUUGCUUUUUAGAAGCUGCACUUUAAUGCAUUAAAAUCACUGAAAUAUCACAAUCACGAAACAUUAAGAGAAAAGGAGAUCAAGGGUGUAAUUUAGCUUGCCCUGAUCCAGCUACUCUCAUGCAUUCUUCAUGUACCCAAGUGCCUAUGUUACAAUAUAGAAUGACGUUCAUUCUGCUCUGUGACUUCACAGAAAUACUUCAUUGUCAUCCCAUGUUUUGAAGGCACCAGUUAACAAUGAAGGUGAGAUCCGACAGGGCACACAGAGAAUAUAAAGCCUACAAGACAGUGAUAAAUUAAACCUAGCAGUCUUUGUCUCCAGAGUUCAAAGGCAUGCUUGGUGAUGAGCUUCAUGUCACAUCAAGAAAGCACUGCACCAUGCUAUAAAGUCCAUUACAGGACCAAAUGUGCUACAUGGUUUGACACAACUGAAAAGGUAUCUCGUGGUAACAGAUAGUGCGCACCAAAGGUAGCGUAAGAAAGGCUAUGAACAUUUCCAUGAAAUUCUGAGCUGAUAAACUUUGUGGGUUUUUUUGCCAAAAUCUGUUCUUGUAUGAAUCUGUUAGCUCUCUGGGCACCACACACAAGCUUCCAUUUUCUUUCUUUCUGGACAGGAGACAAGUGGAAGUGUAUUAGUAGUCAGAUGCAACACUAUAAAUAUGAAUACUGUUAUUGAAAUAGAUGUUGGAAUCUCAGAAAUGUUUGUGUAUUUGUUGAUUUUUAAUUCCUUACAAAUAAUAUGUGUAAGUUGUUUUCAAAUAUCUAAAGCCAAGUCAUAGAUGCUGAAAUAUUUAAAUAAAUCACAUUUGAUCCUUG